Messenger RNA from Drosophila takahashii, 977 nucleotides. RefSeq names its product pseudouridylate synthase TRUB2, mitochondrial. Gene Ontology annotation, molecular function: RNA binding; pseudouridine synthase activity. Gene Ontology annotation, biological process: pseudouridine synthesis; RNA processing. NCBI's taxonomy places the organism in Eukaryota, Metazoa, Arthropoda, Insecta, Diptera, Drosophilidae. The record is from RefSeq and is a predicted model, not a curated record.
UUUUAUGUAAUUUCGCAGCAUAAAUGGCUCUCACGAAGGUCUACGAUGCUGCCACCGUUUUUAAGCACCUGGGUGGCGUUCUCAAUGUUUACAAGCCGGCAGGCAUGAAGGUGAAGCACGUGCGGAAUGCCAUACUCACCAACAUUUGCAAGGGACUCAACGAAAUGGAGCAGCGGGAGCCCCGUAAAUUGCCAGAGGACAGACCCCUGCUGGGCACAGGAACCGCCGCGGAUCCUGUGCUGCAGAAUAUAGCUGCCCAGACGGAUAUGUCGGACCACGUUCUGUCCGCCGGACCGCGAUACCUUCCGCGGGACAUCAGCUGCACCACAGUUUCCAGCCUGGGGGAUCACACCAGCGGAGUGCUUCUCUUAGGGAUCAACAGGGGAUCGGGUCAGGCGACCAGCAUUCGGAGGAACCGCCCUGUACGGGUUUACCACAUAACCGGACGACUGGGCAGUGCCACAGAGAACCACCUGCCGGACUCACGGGUCACGAUGCGCUCCAACCACCGACACGUCUCUGCGGACAGGAUCAGCGGCCUGGCCGCCUCCAUGCAGGCCUCUCAUCAGCGCAAAAUGUUCGAGCUCUGCGGCGUCGAUUUGCAGACCCAAGAGGCCUACGAACUGGCCUGUCGGGGGCUCCUCCGUCCGGCGGACGACAGUCAACCCGUUGUCUACGGCAUCAAGCUGAUCCACUUCGAAAGGCCGCACUUUACGCUGGAACUGCACUCGAUUAAUGAGACGCAGGAAUAUUUAGCCGCCCUAAUACACGACAUGGCCUUGGAACUCCGCACCACAGCGCAUUGCUCCCAGCUGCGUUGUGUACGACAUGCCCACUUUGAUGUGAGGGAUAGUCUGCUUAGACACUCCUGGCACUUGCCAGGCAUCGUUAAGAACCUGCGCCAACAACGAGACAUUCUACGAGCGCAUCCUCAACUCCUGAGACAGCCCCGAGUCGAGCUACAAGCUGUACAAUAA